This is a messenger RNA of Myotis daubentonii (Daubenton's bat), 1583 nucleotides long. RefSeq names its product complement factor properdin (gene CFP). NCBI's taxonomy places the organism in Eukaryota, Metazoa, Chordata, Mammalia, Chiroptera, Vespertilionidae. The record is from RefSeq and is a predicted model, not a curated record.
CCCCCACUGCUGCCCUUUGCCCUCCCAGUUCCCCUGCCCCUGGUUCCUCUUUUCCCACUGGCUCCCAGGGCACAUAAAGCCAGGCGGGGCUACAGGAGCUCAGUGCGCACCAUGCCCACCCCAGCGCAGACCUCCUGGCUGCUGCUGCCGCCACUGCUGCUGCUUCUCACCCUGCCGGCCACAGGCUCAGAGCCCGUCCUCUGCUUCACCCAGUAUGAGGAGUCCUCAGGCAAGUGCAAGGGCCUCCUGGGCGGAGGUGUCCGUGUGCAAGACUGCUGUCUCAACGCUGCCUAUGCCUUCCAGGAGCCUGGCAGCAAGCUCUGUCAGCCAUGCAGGUCCCCAAAGUGGUCACCGUGGUCCAGCUGGACCCCCUGCUCAAUGACCUGCACUGAGGGCUCCCAGCUACGGCACCGGCGCUGUGUAGGCUGGGGUGGACAGUGUCCAGAGAAGCAGCAGCCUGGGGCCCUGGAGUGGCAGCUGCAGGCCUGUGAGAACCAGCAAUGCUGUCCUGAGAUGGGCGGCUGGUCCAAGUGGGGGCCCUGGACACCUUGCUCUGUCACCUGCUCCAAAGGGACCCGAACCCGUCAUCGAAAAUGUGAUGAGCCCACCCCCAAGUGUGGGGGCUCCUGCCCAGGAUUGGCACAGGAGUCAGAGGCCUGUGACACGAAGCAGGUCUGCCCCACACACGGAGGCUGGGCUGCUUGGGGCCCCUGGGGCCCCUGCUCAGGCACCUGCCAUGGUGGCCCCAAUGCACCUAUGGAAAGACGGAGCCGCACGUGUACCGCGCCUGAACCCUCUACAAAGCCUCCUGGGAAGCCGUGCUCAGGGUUAGCGUAUGAGCAGCGGGGCUGCAGCGGCCUGCCACCCUGCCCAGUGGCUGGAGGCUGGGGGCCAUGGGGCCCAGUGAGUCCCUGCCCGGUGACCUGUGGCCUGGGUCAGACCUUGGAACGACGGACAUGUAAUAACCCUGCGCCCAAGCACGGGGGCCCCUUCUGUGCUGGUGAUGCCACGCGGACCCACAUCUGCAACACAGCCAUGGGCUGCCCUGUGAAUGGAGAGUGGGGGCCGUGGCAGGAAUGGGAGACGUGCACCCGCCCGAAGAUGUCACAAAUCAGAUGUCAGGAGAUCCAAGGCCAGCAGGUACGCGUAAGGGACUGCAUUGGCCGCAAGUUAACUGGACUUCGCUGUGCUGGGGAUCAACAGGAUAUCCGGUACUGCUACAACAUCCAUCGCUGCUUGUUGGACGGCUCAUGGUCAGAGUGGAGUACCUGGGGGUUGUGCACACCUGCGUGUGGACCCAGCCCCACCCGCUCCCGCCAGCGCCUCUGCAAGGCCCAUCUCCCCAACUACGCGCCCACUAUUAGCAUCGUGGAAGGUCAAGGUGAGAAGAAUGUGACCUUCUGGGGGACACCAUUGGCAAAGUGCGAGUUGCUACAGGGGCAGAGGUUGGUGGUGGAGGAGAAGCGGCCAUGUCUACACGCGCCUGCCUGCGAAGACCCUGAGGAUAAGGAGCUCUAACACCUCUCUUCCAUUCUGACCCUCUGGCUUCCCAGACCUCAAUAAACCAGCCUCUUCCUCAAGAA